AUGCACGCAGCGGCAUGCAAAUCUUCGUUUAUUGUAUUAGUAUCAUUAAUUGCUAAGUAUUCCGCCAUUCUGGAACCCGUAGCAAAUAUACUUCAAAUGAAGACACUUGAUAUAGUUAAAGUCAACAAUCAUAUUCAAACUAUUGUUGAAAUGCUAAGAGUUAAUCGGAAGAAUGCGGAGAACGUAACGGCUGAAAAUUUAAAAGAAGCAGGCGAUAUAGCAAAGCCUUUGAAUUUUGAUAUAACUGUCGCUCGUAUUGCCGGCCGACAAAAGCAUAGAAACGACCCUCCAGCCCAAAACCCAUGCGACUUUUCGAAAAGAUCUCUCAAAAUUCCUAACUUAGAUUCAAUCAUUGGAUCUCUACAAGAUGAUGAGGAAGAAUUGGUCUCUAGACCUAUCAUCACUCCUCUUGUUUACUAG
Molecule: messenger RNA, 420 nt
Organism: Psylliodes chrysocephalus
Lineage: Eukaryota; Metazoa; Arthropoda; Insecta; Coleoptera; Chrysomelidae
Source: the annotation of a GenBank genome assembly